AAUGUUUUCAUGUUUUUUGUUAAAAGAUGGGAUUUUUAAAAUGAUAGAGCCAUUAGCCAAUAUAUGGCUUUAGCAGGUUUUUCUGACAAAAGUAAUGGGUUGCUCUCAACAGGUUAUUUAAUUUUUAUUUUCAUGAAAAAAAAAAAUUGUGGGAAUAAAUUAAAUGUGGUCUACACAUCAUCUUCUUUUUCCUUAGCUCUCCCUAUAUUCUAUUUGGCAACUCAUCACCCAUUUUCUUUCUUCUCUUGAAUCAUGGCAGUUUGGUACUGCAUAGCUGUAAGUGGGAGAUUAUGUUUGGAGAUUAUAUGAGAUAUUGGCAACCUUUUCCCAUGAUGACCUCUCAAUAGUUAUGUUGGAAUUGAAUUAGGGUUAUGCUUUAAUUAAUGACAUGCCAUCACAGUUGACCUUUAACCUUUUAAAUCCACAAGAGUCUAAUCAGAUAACCAAAUGGGUUAAUGAAGGUUAAUGGAAGGGCAAUUGGCAAUUCACAAAUGAGAAGGUGAAUAUAUUACAGCAAGCAAGUGUCAGAAAAGUUCAUUGGAUUGAAAAGAAGAAGAAAGGAGUAUGAAUGAUUUUGGUUCAGAAAGAUCAAAGGCAUGGAAUAUAUAUACAAGUUCAGAUCCUACGCCGUCGGAGACUGCAGUGAUAGAUAAGGAAGCUCCAUGGAAAAGUUUUGGAACAUCAAUGAAUGCAAUUGCAUUUGGAUUUGUUGCAACAGCUAUAUUAAUAUCAAUGUUCCUCAUAAUGGCCAUUUUUGAACAUCUCUUUAGACCAAAUCCUUCUUUUUCUUCUCCUCAAGAAGUCACUAACAGGUCUCUCGAAUCAGGACUAGUAGACAAACUUGGAAAUCCACAAACGGUGGCAACAUCAUAUGCAUCUGAUUUUUCAGUAGUGAUGCCAGGACAGCAAUAUCCUACUUACAUUGCACAACCAGCUCCUCUACCAUGUCAAAGGGAAGGGAUUUAUUGGCCUGCCCAUCAACAUAACAACAUUGUAUUUCCUUAAAAUUUGCUAUUUAUUAUAUAUUAUUAAUUUAGUUACAUUUGGUGUACCAGGAUGAUUAUUGUUGUUCAUAGUAUAAUAUUAAUAUACAGAAUGGUAUACUUGUUCAAUUGAGUAAUGUUAUCUAAAAAUAAAAAAAUAAAAAGAACUCUGUAUUUCCAAGAAAA
Jatropha curcas is the source of this 1169-nucleotide messenger RNA. Its product is annotated as multidrug resistance protein. Lineage: Eukaryota; Viridiplantae; Streptophyta; Magnoliopsida; Malpighiales; Euphorbiaceae. The record is from RefSeq and is a predicted model, not a curated record.